GCAGCCUCAGGUCAGCUCGGCCCCCCUCCUCCCCGCCACCGCCCAGAGGAGCGGGGUUAAGGAGGGCCAGGAGGAGGAGCUGGGGCUCUCUGGCCAGGAGGUGGGAAAGGGAAAAGGAGCUGGGCUCAGACAGAGCCCGCACUGCAAAGCCGGCCCGUCCCUCCAGCCUGCAGAGCGGGGCCCGGCGAGUCCCAAGCGCUUCUCCGCCCUGGCCAAACUUUGCCGGGGCUGCGCCCACGGGCCCUCCCUCGUGCUCGGCGCCGGCAGGAGCGGGGCGCACCCCGGCAGCUCCCCUCGAUCCCCCCCACCCCUGCGCCUUGCUCCGAUCCCGCCGCGACCCCUAGCGCCUGCCCGGGGCAGGUGGGCAGCCGGAGCCGCUGUGGCGAGGGGCAGGGAGCGAAGAGGCGGCUCCGCCAGGUCCGGGGAGCGCGCGUGUGAGGUCCCGACCCCCGAGCCCGGCGGGAGCAUGUUGUGCUGCGGCUCCGCCGCGCUCCUCCUGGCCCUGACCGGGCUCUCGCUGAGCAGGGUGCCCGGGGCCCAGGGCGCCGCCUGCGAGCCGGUCCGCAUCCCCCUGUGCAAGUCCCUGCCCUGGAACAUGACCAAGAUGCCCAACCACCUGCACCACAGCACCCAGGCCAACGCCGUCCUGGCCAUCGAGCAGUUCGAGGGGCUGCUGGGCACCCACUGCAGCGCCGACCUGCUCUUCUUCCUCUGCGCCAUGUACGCGCCCAUCUGCACCAUCGACUUCCAGCACGAGCCCAUCAAGCCCUGCAAGUCGGUGUGCGAGCGGGCCCGGGCCGGCUGCGAGCCCGUCCUCAUCAAGUACCGCCACGCCUGGCCCGAGAGCCUGGCCUGCGAGGAGCUGCCAGUCUACGACCGCGGCGUCUGCAUCUCCCCAGAGGCCAUCGUGACCGCUGAGGGAGCCGAUUUCCCUAUGGAUUCUAAUAAUGGCAACUGUAGAGGCUCCAGCAAUGAGCGUUGCAAAUGCAAACCUAUUAAAGCUACCCAGAAGACCUAUCUUCGGAACAAUUAUAACUAUGUCAUUCGGGCUAAAGUGAAGGAGGUGAAGACUAAAUGUCAUGAUGUCACCGCAGUUGUUGAAGUAAAGGAGAUACUAAAAUCUUCCUUGGUGAAUAUUCCUAAGGACACUGUUAACCUUUACACAAACUCUGGCUGUCUAUGCCCACCCCUCAGUGCCAAUGAAGAAUACAUUAUAAUGGGUUAUGAAGAUGAGGAACGCUCCAGGUUACUCUUGGUAGAAGGCUCCAUAGCUGAGAAGUGGAAGGAUCGUCUUGGUAAAAAAGUAAAGCGCUGGGAUCAGAAACUCCGUCACCCUGGAAAGGGCAAAAAUGAGCCUGGACAAAGUGAUUCUGCUCAAAAGUCUGGCAAGAACAGUAAUCCACGACAAACACGCAACUAAAUGUGAAAAGCUAUGUAAAAAUCAAUGGACUAUAUAUUAAGACUUGCAUUGUUGGAGCAGCAAGGGAGAAAUUGCACUAUUGCACGUUAUAUUCUAUUGUUUACUACAAAAUCAUGUUGUAGCUAAUUAGUUAUUUUCCCUCAUUUUCUGCCUUUUUUUGAAGGGGGGGGUGUAAAUCCUGAAAAUUUAUAUAUAUCAUCUCAGUAAUAACUGCAGAAAACUGCCCUUAUGAGGUAAAAAUAGGAGGACACAUUUACUGAAGUUAAGACAGGGUGGUGGUUUUAUCAGUGGGGCCACGUUGCUUAGAGAGAGACUUCAACAUAGGAAUGGAAUCUGGCCAGACCAGGCCCUUUUCAAAAAAAAAAAAUUGACUUUAACCCAGCUUCUCUGCUCCUGUCCCUUUUUCUCACAUGCUUGAUCAUGGCUGCAGCAACUGGGUUAUUUUAAUGUAUAAGUUUUAAUCUGAAAUAUAAUGGCCAUAUCUACACAUAAAUUAAGAAUUAUAUGGCACUUCUGGAAAGACACUGAAAAGCAAAAUUAAUUGUUAGCAGCAGCAAAGUGGUAAGGGAAAUUUUGACUGAUGAAAACCAGUUUAAAUACUUAGCUCUACAGUUAUCUAACAACAACAACAAAAAAACAACUAAUCAGCAUUAAGGAAGAGAUUAAUGUUAAAAGUGGUGGUCUACAGCACAACCCUUCAGUUUGCUUACUCUUAAAUAAGCCACUAUGUAAGGUUAAGUCUUAACUUACAUCUAUCACAACAAAAACACAUGGGACUUCUUAAAUGCUUUAAUCCUUGUGGGAAAUGUAUAGUUCUGUUAACUUACAACAUAAUUUACAAUAUACUUGCUCUCGUAAUGGCAGUUCCUUCCCCCUCCUUCCCUCCCCCCCCCCAUCGUAGGAGUAGACUGACUUACCAGGCCUGCUUCUCAGAAUAGGUCUGCACUUUAUCGUUUUGAUUUUGUGGUGUUAUUCUUAUUUCUGUGCCUACAUAAACAGCAGUGUUUAAUGCUCAGUAAAAUAUGUUUAAUAAAAAUUAUAGUUGUCAGAGACCUUAUCCUGACUUUUGCACCAAAUGAAUGUUUAAAAUCCAUGAUUUAUUAUCGUCCACAGUGUAUGCCAGCGCGCAAAAAAAAACAACACCCUUCAUUUUCUUCCUUCAAUAGAAUUUUUUAGUCAGUGCCAACAAUUUGAAAUCAUUUUUUUUUAAAAGUAUAAUGAUGUAAGUAGAAUACCAGGCUUCUGUGCUAUAGUGUACAGAAAAUAAAACA
Gopherus flavomarginatus (Mexican gopher tortoise) is the source of this 2691-nucleotide messenger RNA. RefSeq names its product frizzled related protein (gene FRZB). NCBI's taxonomy places the organism in Eukaryota, Metazoa, Chordata, Testudines, Testudinidae. Gene Ontology annotation, cellular component: cytoplasm. Gene Ontology annotation, molecular function: Wnt-protein binding. The transcript is spliced from 6 exons. Gene Ontology annotation, biological process: canonical Wnt signaling pathway; non-canonical Wnt signaling pathway. The coding region runs from base 467 to 1420 and encodes 317 amino acids. The record is from RefSeq and is a predicted model, not a curated record.